AUGGACCCUCGUUGGGACCAGGGCGAGGGCGACCAGGGUGAGAGCCGUGGCACCCUGGUCAACAGAAUCAUGGCGGCAGCUCAUGGAGCAUCCGCGGCCGAAAAUGCGUCCGAUAAGCCACAGACGGCUGGCAUGAGUGAAGAGGAUGCCUUGAAGAAUCUCACAGGCGCUGUCAGAGACCAGGACGACUUGGAACGAGAUAUCACCAUUCAAGCCAACACGGCGCUGAUGGAAGCAGAGGACAGCAAGGAUAAGAACCGAAUUGUCAAGCUAGAUGCAACAAAACAGCGUCUCCGGCUCCAGCUAGACAAGGAAAAGAAGAGGCUCGAGCGAGUUGCCGGAAACCCGUAUCAGUCUCGAAAUGCCCAAAAGGAGAUUGCCAAGCUCGAGGAUGACAUUCGCCAAGCCAGCCAAGAUGCCUCCGACUUCCAAGCCCGCAUCAAUAAGCGACACCAGGAAGAUCCCCUGGAAAAGACCAACAUGGCCAAGGCAGGCAGACUCCCUGGCGAGAGUCACCGCGACUAUCUCAUCCGCACUGGAAAGAUCACUCCUUUUGCCAAAAUCGGCGGUGCAAGGUCCCUUGAUCUACAAGGGCAGCUGGCCGACACGAUUCUGGAUGCCGAGCAGGAUUCCUUGGCCGAGCAGUUGGAUAAUGAUGCCCAAGGGCCGACGUCUCACCAGGCGCUGCGGCGUCCCGGCUUUGCCGACGAAGCCGAGGCCAAACGGCGAGUCCAGAAAGAGCGCAGUCCUUCUGCUGAGUUCGAUCCCAAGGCUUCGUCGGGCUCUGAGCUGCUCGACACCACUCUCUGGCAACAAGGCACAGAAGACGACCUGGUUCGACAACAGCGUUGCAAGAACAAGGCCAAGGCCAAAGCCAAGGAAUCGGAGUCGGAGGAGAUCGACCUCAGUAAAAUAGACGACGGAAACGAAGCGCACUACCAGAAGAGGCUCAAAGAUUGGAUUUCUCGGAGGAGCCGUGCCAGGCGAGCUCGUCGACAAGCCGAUGGGUCCAGCAAUGCUGCCGCAGAGAGCGACGGGGAGGAAGAGGAAUGGCACAAGCCCUCGCCAGACUACGCCGAUCACUACUUCGACGACGACCUCAAGCUCCCUGGCGACAUUCACCCCUCUCUUUUCGGAUAUCAAAAGACGGGAGUUCAAUGGCUGGCUGAACUCUACAAGCAAAGUGUCGGCGGCAUCAUCGGCGACGAGAUGGGACUCGGAAAGACCGUGCAGUUGAUUGCUUUCAUCGCCGCCCUCCACUGUAGCAAGAAGCUCAAGCGCCCAGUGAUUGUCGUCGCCCCAGCAACUUUGCUUCGCCAAUGGGUGAGCGAGUUUCAUCGUUGGCUGGAGGACGAUUAUGACAUUGGGCGCAAUCGUCCCGUUGCAAGCAAGUCCCUGGGCGCUGCCAGGCGCAUCGUCAGGGGGGUCGUCGCCAAGGGCCACGUGCUCGUGACCACGUACACUGGCCUGCAAACGUACGCGAACGAGCUGCUCCCCGUCGAAUGGGAGUACGCAGUGCUUGACGAGGGCCACAAGAUUCGAAACCCCAAUGCGGAAAUCACUGUCAGCUGCAAGGAACUCAACACUCCAAACCGUAUUAUCCUGUCCGGAACGCCGGUGCAGAACAACCUGACGGAACUGUGGUCCCUCUUUGACUUCAUCUAUCCCAUGCGCCUGGGAACGCUCGUCAACUUCCGGACCCAAUUCGAGAUUCCGAUUCGGCAGGGCGGCUACGCCAACGCAUCCAACCUCCAGGUCAUGACGGCCGAGAAGUGCGCCGAGGCGUUGAAGGAGACGAUCGGUGAAUACUUGUUGCAGCGCCUCAAGGUAGAUGUGGCCGCAGACUUGCCAGAAAAGACGGAGCAAGUGCUGUUCUGCAAGCUAACCGACGGGCAACGCCAAGCAUACGAGACGUUUCUCAAGUCUGACGAGGUCUCGGCCAUUUUGAACCGAAGACGUCAGUCUUUGUAUGGCAUCGACAUACUGCGCAAGAUUUGCAACCACCCCGAUCUGUUGGAUAAAAGCCUUGCGCGCAAAGCGGGCUACGACUUCGGAAGCCCGAGGCUCUCUGCCAAGCUCCAGCUCACCAAGGACUUUUUGCAAAAGGUCAUGGUUCCCAACGGCCACAAGACGCUGCUCUUUUCGCAGGGAAAGCUGAUGCUCAACAUCAUCGAGAAGUGCAUCGGAGAGUGUGGCAUCGCGUACGUGCGCAUGGAUGGAGAAACGCCGGUUGACCAGAGACAGCCAAUGAUUGACAGAUUCAACACCGACCCGCAGAUUCACGUCUUUCUCAUGACGACGCGCACAGGUGGGCUGGGCACCAACCUCACGGGAGCAGAUCGCAUCAUCAUUUUUGACCCGGACUGGAACCCUUCCACCGACCUGCAGGCCCGAGAGCGCGCUUGGAGGCUGGGGCAGAAGAAGCCUGUCAAGAUCUACCGUCUCAUGACGGAAGGGACGAUUGAGGAGAAGAUUUAUCAUCGGCAGAUCUUCAAACAGUUCAUGACGAACAAGGUGUUGAAAGACCCCAAGCAACGAAGCUCAUAUGAUCUGACGGACUUGUACGACUUAUUCAGCUUCAACGCCGGCGACAACGCCGCCCUUCAACGAAGUGAAGUAUUCAAAGGCGCCGAAGUCGACCUGGCUGGUUCCACAACCGAUGCGCAGAAGCUGGAGCCUAUCGGCAGCAUAGGGCGAAAAGAGGGCGAUGCCGAGCAACGUGAGCUCCAAAACAUGCACCUGGUUGCUGCCAUGGAAGAGUUCAAGGAAGACAAAUCCGUCCACGAUGAGAGACGGAUGCUGGAGGGUAUUUUUGCCCGCUCUGUGAACAGCGCCUACGACCACGAGCAGAUUGUGAAUGGCCCGCAGAAGGCCAAGGCGGACGUAGGCGUCCUCCGGCAGGAGGCCAAUGAAGUGGCGCGCCAGGCGGCAGCUCAUCUUCGCCUGUCGGCCCAAGAGGCCCGUCGCGUACCUAUUGGGACAGUCACCUGGACUGGUGAGGUUGGCUCAGGGGGUCGCCCCGGAGCAAAUCGACGCCGGGGUGGGCCGAGCUCAGCCGGCAUCAUGAGUAACUUGGCUGAGCGCCAAGGCCUAGACUUCGGCAGCGGCAGUAGUUCCCGCUCGACGCCGGGGGCCGACAAGAACCUUAAGUCCAAGGACUUUGUGGCCUUGAUCAAGACCUUCAUCAACCGCCACGGCGGGCGCGUGCCCAGCAAGAUGCUGGUGGACCACUUCAACCCCUACUGCCCCGGCAAGAAGCAGAGCGACGAGUUCAAGGCGGCCUUGGACCGCGUGGCUGUCCUCGACAAGGUCGGCGGUACAGGGAGGGGAAUGUGGACGCUGAAGCCGGGUGCCUCGUGA
Hirsutella rhossiliensis is the source of this 3360-nucleotide messenger RNA. Its product is annotated as type III restriction enzyme, res subunit domain-containing protein. The record is from RefSeq and is a predicted model, not a curated record. The coding region runs from base 1 to 3360 and encodes 1119 amino acids. Gene Ontology annotation, biological process: transcription-coupled nucleotide-excision repair. Gene Ontology annotation, cellular component: nucleus. Gene Ontology annotation, molecular function: ATP-dependent chromatin remodeler activity; ATP binding. The transcript is spliced from 3 exons. Lineage: Eukaryota; Fungi; Ascomycota; Sordariomycetes; Hypocreales; Ophiocordycipitaceae.